Molecule: messenger RNA, 6663 nt
Organism: Yamadazyma jaroonii
Lineage: Eukaryota; Fungi; Ascomycota; Pichiomycetes; Serinales; Debaryomycetaceae
Source: the annotation of a GenBank genome assembly
AUGAGUGAUACCUUCAUAGAUCAUACAAAUGAUGAUGAUGAUGAUUUCCAUAGAGCUGGAUCUUCUUCCAAUAAUGCAAACAGGCGGUUGAGUGGUACAUCAAGACGAAAGUCCACAAAAAGGCCGUUUUCAUUCAAACGAUCAUCAAUUUUAAGUAUUCAUUCUGCCGCUAAACAUGAGGAUUCAAUAACAGAACCUGAAGUGGAGAAUACUACCCAACCUAAUGUAGAGAACAACGAUACAUUUGUGACAAAGUCCCUCUUGGAUGAUGCCGCUGGUGAACAAGAUUUCAAUGCUAUCAAAGAAAGUUUAAAAAUUGCUCUAGGUACGGAAUCCGGAGAUUCUAACUGGUUUCCUAUGCACAAUAAUAAUGAUUUAAAGGUCCACCAACCAAGGAAAAAGCCACCUCCAAUGAAUAUUCCUACUUUGCAUAUCGACACAUCUAAUCAAACCCAUUCGCCAGUGAUAAGAACACCUCGACCUACACAUUUAAAUCCCUUUGAUAUGUUCAACGAUUCAUCAUCUAACCUCCAACCAGCAUCACCUUCACUCAGAAAUAAUAAAGACAUAGAGUCAGGAUUAUUGACUCCAACAUUUGCAUUGAAUGACGAGGCCAUUCAUGGUAGCCCGGGGAAAUUCACAAAUUUAAUUACCAGGGUGUCUGAUCGUAUUGCAGGUACAGGUACAUCAGCCGAACUCACAUCACGUAAGUCUCCGUCUUUAAGAGACGAUCAUAGUGUUAAAUCAACGUUCUCAUCCCAAAAUCACCUGUCUACCAGUGUGAAUUUAAAUCCUUCGUUGAAUACUCAAGAUUCGAGGGAUGGUUCCAGUUUAGCCCAUUCAGUGGAAGAAUUUCAAGACGAUCACAGAGAUGUAUUUGAUUUGGAAACCGAGUCUUUCCAAUAUAGUAACCAAGAUCAUAGUAUACUGAGGAAUUUAAGUCAUGAUCCAUUCCGUAAUACCAAUGAAGAUUUGAAUGAUGCCAUAGGUUUACAAGAUACAGAACCUCCAGGGUUAGGCUUACAUCAUUCAAGAUUUCCCACUACCAACUCGGUGGCAUUCGAAAAUGUCCCCUUCACCAACAAAGUCUUACCCCAAACCAAGAUAUCCCAAAUUUGGCAAUCUGAUAAAUCUUCAAUGUAUCUUUUUGGUAAUACUUUGAAGUUCUUUUCACCCCAAAAUAAGUUCAGACUAUCUUGUCAUCACUGGGUGUCUAAUAAGUUGAAUAACACCUUCUUUCUUUCAUUAUUAAUUUUACAAACCAGUUUAUUGAGUUUAAGACAAUGGAAUCCUGCUCAUUUACAUGGAUAUGUUGAACAUGGGAAUAAUUGGGCCGAUUACAUUUUGUGUAUCAUCAAUGUUGUUUAUACCUUAGAAAUGGCAGCCAAAAUCAUUGCAUAUGGAUUUUAUGAUGAUCGAAUAAUGUUUGAAGAGUUAAAUUUACCUUAUCCUGAAAAUCCUGUGAAAGGGAAAUUAUUAAAAGGUACAUGGUUUGAAGCCAUAAAAGAACAUUUCGCCAUUCUUCUUACUAAGACGACGAAAUUCAAUCAAGAUUCAUCAAGACCUUCAUACAAUAAAACGGAUUUAAAUGAAGUGUACACCGAAGAAAUCGAGCUUGAAGAUCAAACUCCCGAAUCCGAAAGAAACGAAGACAGAUCAAAGCAUGAAGCUGAUUAUAGUAAUGUUAUAUCAUCAAAAUAUGAUUUAAGUUCCCAUCAUCAACCAAGUGAGAAUUUGAAUACAACUUUCACUGCCCCACCAGUUGGAAGAUUGAAACCCGCAAACACCCUUCUCAAAAAUGACAGACCUGUAAUAGAUAUAGAAUCUUUACAUUUGAGAAGAGCUUAUAUUAGGAAUAGUUGGCAUAGAAUUGAUUUCGUGUCGAUAGUUUGUUUUUGGAUUUCACUUUUGGUUUCCAUUAGACGUUAUGAUGCUAAGCAUAAUUUGUUAAUUUUCAGAGCUUUAAGUUGUCUUAGAAUCUUACGUCUUUGUAAUCUUACUAGAGGAACAUCUUUAAUCUUGAAAGCUUUAAAGAAUUCUAUUCCUGAAUUAGUAGAUGUUAUAAUUUUCAUUGGAUGUUUUGGAUUAUUCUUCGGUAUCGUUGGUGUCCAGUCGUUCAAAUCGUCUUUAAGAAGACAUUGUGUUUGGUAUAAUCCAGAUGAUUCAUCAGAUACGUUUGUUAACACUGAUAGUUUCUGUGGUUCUUAUCUAGAUGUCAAUGGCCACGCACGACCCUAUAUUCUAUCUAAUGGGGAACAUUCGAGUAGUAUCAAGGGAUUUAGGUGUCCAGUUUACUCACGUUGUGAAACUUUGGACAAUCCUAGCGAGGGAACUGUUCAUUUCGACAAUAUCUUCAACUCCCUUGAACAAGUUUUCGUUAUAAUGAGUGCCAACACUUUCACAGAUAUCUUAUACAUGACCUUAGAUACUGAUACUUUAGCAGCAGCGUUAUAUUUUGUCUUUGGAAUGCUUAUAAUGACUGUUUGGUUAUUGAAUGUUUUCAUUGCUAUUGUUGUUAGUACUUUCAAUAUGACUCGACUGGAUGAUAAUAAAGACGACCAAGAAGAUGGUUUGUUGGGUGCUACAACUACUCCGGUAUCAAUGCAUAAAGAAUUGAUCGAAAAGUUAAAGAAGCAAAAUAUAGCUUUGGGUAUUUAUUAUCGUCUUGAGUUCAUUUUCCCCAUUGUAGUGGUAUGUGAUUUAGUAGCUCAAUGUUUCAGAUCUUAUGGUAUGUCACCUGUUUUGGCCCAUACGUUAUAUCGAUUAGAAGCUUCGUUUACAGGGAUCUUUUUCAUUGAAAUAAUCUUAAGAUUCUUCUUAUACCUACCAAAUUGGAGACUAUUCUUCAAGUUAAAGAGAAACAACUUUGACUUGUUUUUAGCUGUUAUAACUACAAUCAUCAUCAUCGGUCCUAUCAAAAACAAAUUGGGCCAUGCUUAUUACUGGUUAACAAUAUUCCAAAUCAUGAGAGGUUAUAGAGUGGUAUUGUUAUUUUCAUUCACCAGUGAAUUAUGGUUGAAAAUAAUGGGUAAUAUAGGACAAUUACUUGAUUUGAGUUUGUUCUAUUUCCUUUUGACUAUGUUGACAAGUAUCAUAUAUUCCCGAUUCUUCGAAGGUGUAAUAACAGCCGAAAUGGCGGAUGAAGAUGAUGACAUUACCUUUGAUUUCCAGUCCUUGCCUAAUACAUUUGCAGGUUUGUAUACCAUCACGUCUACGGAAAAUUGGACAGACAUUUUAUACGCUUUACAAGGUUAUCAAACCAGUGCCAGUGCUCGUGUAUUUGCAGCUAUAUUCUUAAUCGGUUGGUUUUUGAUCUCUAAUAUGGUUAUCUUGAAUAUUUUCAUUGCUGUGAUUGCCAGUACCUUAAACGUUCCUGAAGCCGAGAAGAAGAGGAAACAGUUAUUACAAUUCAUAGAGAACAUUACUGUCAGUAUCCAACAUGUUGAUAAUGAAAGUGGAGCUCUUUCAAAGUACAAGAAUCGAUUUUUCAAGAGGAAAGGUAUGGCUGAAGAAUUACAAAUGGCGGUGGUUAAUUUAUUAUUGAGUGGUACAGCGGUGAAUAAUUUCUUAGACGAUCAUGAUGUUAAUGAUGUGGAUGAUGAAGAAGUUCAAGAAUUACAUCAUAACAAAUUCGUCAGAUUCUUUGUCGUCCAUUUUAAGAGGUUCAGAAACUAUUUUGAUGACCCUUUCAAGAUUACCAAACCCAAAGUGGCCCAAAUUUCAAGUUUUGAUCCUACGACUUAUGCUAAGAACAUUUUGAAUGAGAGAAAUGUUUUGAUCACUAAACAAAAUCAAUACUUACGAGACAACCCCACGUACAACAAGGUAUUCUAUGUUAUGGGACCUCGUCAUAAGAUCAGAAGAUUUUGUCAAAGAAUUGUUAAUUCAAGUUACGGUGAAAGAAUUGAUGGGGUGGAACCUUACAAAAGAGUGUCGGAAAUAUUCACCGUUGUGAUGCUUAUAUCCACCGUUGCGUUGGUGGUAACUGCUUGUUACUUGACACCAUUAUAUAGAUCGAGUAUUGCCACAUCUAGGGAAUCUGAGGAUUGGACUUUCUGGUUGGAAAUUCUAUGGCUUUGUAUCUUUUCAGGAGAAUUCACCAUUAGAAUUUUUGCAGACGGAUUGAUUUAUACACCCAAUGCUUAUGCCAGAUCUUCAUGGAAUUUGAUUGAUUUUGUAGUGUUAUGUUCAUUAUGGAUCCAAUUUACUGCUUAUGUCACUAGUAAUGGAGAUCUUUCAAGAUUUGUUAGAGGGUUCAAAGCUUUGAGAGCCUUGAGAAUUUUAACAAUCAGUGAAACUGCUAAGAAUAAUUUCCAUAACACCAUAAUCUCUGGAAUAGGUAAGAUUUUUAGUGCUGCUAUAUUAUCGCUUUGUUUAUUGAUCCCUUUCUCCAUUUGGGGUUUGAAUAUUUUCAAUGGUAGAUUGGGUGUUUGUACUGACGGAACAUCGGAUUUAGCUUCUUGCUUGAAUGAAUAUAAUCCUGAGGUAUUUGACUGGGAAGUGAUGAGUCCUAAUGUGUAUGCUAACCCCUUGCUUCAUUUUGAUUACUUUGCCAAAUCAUUCUCCACAUUAUUCGAAAUCACUUCAUUAGAAGGGUGGGUUGAUUUGCUUUUGAACCUUAUGCAAAGUACCGGGAUUGGAACUGUUCCUGUACCUUUUGCUACUCCAAUCAAUGGAUUUUUCAUGAUCUUGUACAAUUUCAUCGGAAUUGUCUUCAUUUUAACAUUAUUCAUUUCUGUUAUCAUCCACAAUUAUUCCUUAUCAUCGGGUAGAGCUUAUAUGACAACAGAUCAAAGAAGUUGGUAUCACGUUAAGAACUUCCUCUUACAAGUGAGACCUUCUAAAAGAGAAAAUGCUGAUCAAUUAGGCCCAAUUAGGAGAUUUUGUUAUAGAAUGACGGUGGAGAAACAUAAAGGAUGGAAUGCUUUAUUGAAUGUGGUAUUGUUUGCUCAUGUUAUUGCUUUGUUAUUAGAAAAAUACCCUUCAAGUGUUGGAUUGAAUGCUUUCACCACCACCAUUUAUUUAAUGGCUUCAGGGUUAUUCACUUUAAAUGCGAUUAUGUUACUUAUCUCCCAAGGGUUAAAGAAUUUCAUCAGAUAUAGAUGGAAUGUUUUCAAUAUGGUGGUAUCAGUGGGAGCUUUAAUCACUACAAUCAUUGGAUUUGCCGUUAGUGAAGAAAGUGCUUUCACUAACAUUAAUAAGUUAUUCUUGGUCGGAACACUACUUUUUGUUAUACCAAGAAGUGAUAGAUUAAGUCAAUUCUUGAGAUUUGCUUCUGCUAGUGUUCCUAACUUGAUUUCAUUACUUUUUACCUGGUUGGUAUUGUUUUUAGUGUUUGCCAUUGCUAUGAACCAAGUUUUUGGUACCACUAAGAUCGGAGCCAAUGGUUCAGGGAAUCUCAAUGUUAGAACUGUUCCCAAAGCUCUUAUUCUAUUGUUUAAAUGUUCAUUCGGUGAAGGUUGGAAUUAUGUUAUGGACGAUUUCAAAAUUGCAGAGCCUUACUGUUCAACCAAACCUAAUUCUACUGAGACUGAUUGUGGUAAUAAACAAUAUGCAUUCAUCUUGUUUUAUGCUUGGAACAUUGUUUCCAUGUAUAUUUUCUUGAAUAUGUUUAUUUCAUUAAUUUUGGAUGGUUUCAGUUACAUUACCAAUAAGGGUGAUUAUUCAAGAUUGGUAGAAAGAAGGGAAAUUAGAAAAUUUAAAAGAACAUGGCAAGAAUUUGAUCCUGAAGGAACCGGUUUUAUACCACCAAAAGAAUUACCUAAAUUGUUAAGGUCUUUGGAUGGUGAGUUAUCAUUCCACUUCUACCAUGGAUCUUUAGAGAUUCCUCUUCUUUGUCAUAAAUGGAUCAAAAGAUUAAGCAAUGAUCCGUAUGAUAUUCAAGUUAAUUAUGAUGAGAUCGAAAAGUCUUAUGAAGAAUGGGAUAUCGAUAAAAUCAGAGAAAGAAGGAAAAGUUAUGAAACUUUUAUUGAAGAAGCUAUCUUGAAUAUGGAGUUGAACAGGGAACCAGGUAUUUCUUUCAGAAGAGUCUUAUUGCAAUUACCUUUAUAUAAAACUUUCAAUGCCGGAACAUGUUUGAAUUUGAUAGAUUAUCUUGAAAGAACAUUGUUAUUACAGAAGGUGGAGAAAAGAAUGCAUCAAAAUAGAGUCUAUGAAACUAUUACCGCAUAUGUCAUUAGAUGGAAAUAUUUACAAGAUAAGAAAUUGGGUGUUAAAAGUGCUAAUUUGAAUUUGGAUAAAGCCUUGAAGAGAAGAAGUUAUUUGUCAGGGGAGAGAUCACCUAUGGAACAACCUUAUUUGGAUGAUCAAUUCGAAAAGAAUUUUGGAACUCAAGAAGACUUUAGCUUGUAUAAGGAUAAUUUCGAGGAUACAGUACCAGUGGGUGCUUCAUCGGGUUUAUUUUCUGAUAGUGAUGAUGAUCAACAUUUGACUAAGAGUGGAGUCUAUGUUCCUAGGUCUCCUCUUGAAGUCAAGAAGAAAAAUGAUAGACCACUUUCACGACCACCGAAAUUCUUCAUUUCAGUUCCUCAAGGAACGAAUGAGGAAGAGUCUACGAAAUCUACAGAUUCCCUAGUGGAAAUCAGUGAAAUAGGAGAAACUUUGAAAGAUUCUCCUUGGGGUGAUACCUUAAAGGACAUUAACCAUAGAGAUAAAAAUCAUUGA